Gossypium raimondii (Peruvian cotton) is the source of this 2849-nucleotide messenger RNA. RefSeq lists its product as uncharacterized. Lineage: Eukaryota; Viridiplantae; Streptophyta; Magnoliopsida; Malvales; Malvaceae. The coding region runs from base 507 to 2549 and encodes 680 amino acids. Gene Ontology annotation, biological process: translation. The transcript has 10 exons. Gene Ontology annotation, molecular function: GTP binding; GTPase activity. The record is from RefSeq and is a predicted model, not a curated record.
UGUUAAGCUAAGUUAAAUGAAAACAGUAGUAUCAGACUAUUAUAAUAUUGGGGUUAAAUUCCAAGAAAACUGUAAUCGAUUGCGAUUCUUCCAAAAACAUCAUUAAUGCUUGCAGAUUGAUUUUUCAUAACUCAUUCUCAACCUUGUUUGAUUGCUCAGAAAACCUACACUAACAAAAAAAAUCUGUUUAGUUUUUUUUUUUUUAAUUUUAACUUUAAAAAUCUUAACCUCACUCCUCACCUAAGUCAGAUAGUUUGAAUCUGUAGUUUUUUUUUUUUUUUAGUUUUUACUUUACUUUUAAUUGAAGGAAGCUUUUAGUUGGGGCAAAACGCAAGUGCAAGAAUGUAUAUGCUUGUUUAACUGAAGGAUUUUGGGUUGCUGUUUCAUUGAUGUGGGAGAGAAACUAAACUUCGUAUCGGAAUCAAGCUCUUUCUAGUAUGGCUAUUUGCAGUUAUCAACGUUUUCAUUUUUAGGUUAAGGUCACUACCUGGGCUCGUGCUAGAACUAUGCCUCGAAAAGUUAACUAUGGACUUGAUUAUGAUGAUGAUUAUGAUGAUAACUACGACGAAUAUGACUACGGAUAUGAAGUAAAUGAAAAUGCAGAAACACCUCCCCAAAAAGAAACAAUCAAACACAGUGUGUGGCGUUGCUCCAUUUGUACAUAUGAUAAUGAUGAAACCAUGUCAUCAUGUGAUAUUUGUGGGGUUCUUCAUGGUCCUUUGCUCAAUAACUCCAUCUAUGAUAAGAAGAGAACAGCCAAUAUUUUUGACUUAAAAUCUUCCAGAGUUUCCUCGACUGUGGUUGGGAGGGAUGAAGCUGUUAAAGUAAGUUCUAUGAGAUCAGAUAGUUCAAAUCAGUCAACAGAAAAAGGCAAGCACAAUAGAUUAGAUGAGAUUAAUAUUUUGAAGAAUAUAGAAGUUGGUCCACCAGCAGGUUCCAGAACUUCAGAUAACUGUUCUGCUUCAGUGCAAGAAGGUUGGCUUGGUCAUGUGGAUGAAAGCAGUGUUGCAGUUAAUCUGCGAUCUAGCGGGAAAAGCUCUUUGUCAUUGAUGCCAAAAGAAAGAAAUGUUAUGGUGGAUGAUAGCAGCUCUUCAAGGAACGGAGGUGAGGCAAAUAGUCUCACCAGUAAUCUGGAAAAUAUUUCUUUUGCUGCUAAAUCCGGGCACUCCAAUGAUGCAAACCCUGGAAGAGCAAUUUCACGGGCACAGUAUAAACCUGAAAAGUGGAUGCUCCCUGAAAAAGCAGAACAGUCACUGACUCAACUAAAUCUUGCAAUUGUUGGGCAUGUGGAUUCGGGAAAAUCGACGCUCUCUGGUAGACUGCUUCACCUUUUGGGAAGAAUAUCCCAAAAAGAAAUGCACAAAUAUGAAAAGGAGGCCAAAUUACAGGGAAAAGGAUCCUUUGCUUAUGCUUGGGCAUUGGAUGAAAGUGCUGAAGAAAGAGAAAGGGGAAUUACUAUGACUGUGGCUGUGGCUUAUUUUGAUUCAAAAAGAUAUCAUGUUGUUGUCCUUGACUCCCCAGGGCACAAAGACUUUGUUCCAAACAUGAUAACUGGGGCAACACAAGCUGAUGCUUCAAUUCUUGUAAUAGAUGCUUCUAUUGGUUCAUUUGAAGCUGGUAUGGAUGGCACCAAGGGGCAGACUAGGGAGCAUGCACAACUCAUCCGAAGUUUUGGCGUUGAUCAACUUAUAGUUGCUGUUAACAAAAUGGAUGCUGUAGAUUAUUCUAAGGAAAGGUUUGAUUUGAUAAUAUCACAGCUUGGGGCAUUUCUCCGUUCUUGUGGCUUUAAGGAUUCCUCUGUCUCUUGGAUUCCAUUGAGUGCUGUUGAAAACCAGAACUUAGUGUCUGCACCUUCGGAUUUUCGACUAUUCUGGUAUCUUGGACCCAAUCUGUUAGACGCGAUUGAUUCCUUCCAACCUCCUACUAGGGAGUUUUCAAAGCCUCUAAUUAUGCCUAUAUGUGAUGUUAUAAAGUCACCUUCACAAGGGCAGGUGUCUGCAUGUGGCAAGUUGGAGGCUGGAGCUGUAAGAAGCGGAUCAAAGGUUUUAGUUAUGCCAUCUGCAACUAUAGCAACUGUGCGUUCAUUGGAGCGUGAUUCCGAAGCUUGCCCAAUUGGAAGGGCUGGAGAUAAUAUAGCUGUCAGCCUGAAUGGAAUAGACGGAAACCAUGUGAUGGCUGGUGGUGUGUUAUGUCAUCCUGAUUUUCCAAUUGCAUUUGCAAAACAUUUGGAGUUGAAGGUGCUUGUUUUGGACGGUGCAACUCCAAUUUUAAUUGGUUCUCAGUUGGAGUUUCACAUACACCAUGCAAAGGAGGCUGCAAGAGUUGCAAGGAUAUCAUUGUUACUUGAUUCAAAGACUGGGAAAGUUGUGAAGAAAGCACCCCGCUGCAUUCUUGCUAAGCAGAGUGCAGUUGUUGAGGUGAUUUUGCAGGAAGCGGUUUGCGUGGAAGAGUUUUCGAAAUGCAAAGUCCUUGGAAGGGUGUUUCUUAGGACAUUAGGAAGAACGGUUGCUGUGGGCAUCGUGACCCGAAUAGUGGAGGAGCAGCAAUAGUUGCCAAAGUGUGGUCAAAGACUCAUACACACUUAAAACACAUACUUGGGCAGCUUUUAAAGCUCCAACUUUGUUAGAGAGGAGUUCCUGUAGUAUUCAAGACCAAUGUGGACAAUGGAGAGAUUUCCUUUUAUGCGGCUAAUCUAAUACCUACCUAUUCCAUGUCUGACCAAAUAAUUUCAUGUGUGAUUUGAUUCUUUACAUAUAAGUUAGGACAAGGACUUGGAAGAAACGUGUGAAAAAUGUGCUGCACGUCUUGGCUUAUAUCUCCUUGCAAGAAAUGGAACCAAUUAAUUUUAA